AUGGGAUCGUCGCCCGUGCAUCUCGUCGUGCUCUGCCACGGCCUCUGGGGUGAGCCAAAGCACCUCGAGGUGCUGGCCAUGAUGCUGGCUCGCAGCUACGGCUCCCUGGCCAGCAUCUCCGACGGCGUCGAAGGUCGAGCAAAGGGCGAGCAGAGCAAAGAUGGCGGCAACGGAGCGGCAAGCAUCAAGAGCGGCGUCUCGGGCAACAGCCUCCAGGGCACUCUGACCCAGGAGCAGCUCGAGACGAUCCUGGACGAGUACCUGACCACGAGAGAGCGGAAAUCGACCGGGACAGGGGCCGCCGAGCAAGAGGAGGAAGUCGUCAUCCUCAACAGCCAGACCAACAAGGGGUCGCACACGUACGACGGUAUCGAUUGGCUCGGCGAGCGCACCGUCCAGGAGAUCUAUUCCGAGGAAAAGUGGCUCGAGUCGCAGGAUAAGCACGUUGCCAAGCUGAGCAUCAUCGGCUAUUCGCUCGGCGGCCUCGUGGCGCGCUACGUCGUCGCCCUUCUAGAUGCCAAAGGCUUCUUCGACAAGGUACAGCCUCGCCACUUUGCGAGCUUUGCAUCCCCGCACUGCGGCGUACCACCAGCCAACGGGUCUUUUGGAAGACUGGCCAACUUCAUUGGAGGCCGGCUGCUGAGCCGCACAGGCGAGCAACUCUACCUCCUCGACUCGGGCUGGGAGUCAACAAAGGACAUCGAGGAGCACAAAGCAGCGCAGCACGGCGCAAAGAAGAAGGACAAGAAGAGGCCCAAGGUGGGGCUCAUCGAGGCCAUGUCUCGGCCCGACUCGUCGUUCUAUCGCGCACUGGCCAAAUUUAAACGGAUCACAUUGUAUGCCAAUGCCGUCAACGAUCUCACGGUUCCCUUUCGCUCAGGCUGUCUCGAGGAGUGGGACCCUUUCAUCGAAUACAAGGAGGCUGUGCAGGUUUCCCAACUUGAUGAUGCACCGCUUCUCACAAAUGUGGCCCUGGCCGAUACGAAAGUUGAUGAGAGGUCAAUGUGGGCGCGUCUGGCCGCCUGGAAGCCCUCGCUGCCCUUCUUUCUCAAUCCCCGCCGUCUGCCCUUCCGAUUUCCCUUCAACUACAUCAUCGUCAUUGCGCUUCCCAUCACGCUGCCAACGUUUCUCCUCCUCCUCAUCUUUCGCUUUGCGCGAGAGUCAGGAAAGAGUCGGAAGCGCAUCCUCGAACUCGACUCUGGAUGGCGGGACGAGGACGAAGAGGAGAGGGCUGGCACGGGCAGGAUUGAUCGGCUGGUCAGGAAUGUCGUCAUGUCUGUGGGAGAAGACCGUGUAGACGAGCAAAGGGACAUUUUCGGCAGCAGCGAUGAUGCAGACGAGGAGGCAGUGAAGCAAGUCACUGCGUCUAGGACUAAUAGCGAUCGGUCGAGGGUGGACUCGACCGUGAUCGCGACUGCCAAAGCGGCGGACCGGACGGGCCUGACAAAGUCUCCUCUAGAGAAGCCAACGGCGAUAGAAGAAGGACGCAAGAGCAAGCAGCCAGCGCUGCACGAGGCACAGAAACGCAUCGUACACAACCUCAACUCGCUUCCUCGUCUUGAAAAGCGAUGGGCCUACUUUAACGAUGUCAUCAACUCGCAUGCCGUCAUCAUUUGCCGCACGCCAGCAAUGGAGCUGCAUCGCAAAGGACUUCCGAUUCUCCGCCAUUUCGUCAGCGAUUUCGACAUGUAG
Acaromyces ingoldii is the source of this 1692-nucleotide messenger RNA. RefSeq names its product DUF676-domain-containing protein. The record is from RefSeq and is a predicted model, not a curated record. Lineage: Eukaryota; Fungi; Basidiomycota; Exobasidiomycetes; Exobasidiales; Cryptobasidiaceae. The coding region runs from base 1 to 1692 and encodes 563 amino acids. The transcript has 4 exons.